UGGGAACGCCGAGCUAGAAGAGAAAAAGUCGCAAAGCAGACACUCCGGGUGAACGUGAAGUUAUAUUCGGCAUCGCAAGUUAGCUACCGGCAAUAUCUCCUGUUCCGGACCCUCCUUCCCCCCAUUGUACCGCCAAACCAGCUGAAUGUCCAGAACCUCGGGAUUUCGCAUUAUAUGGCGCAGGCCAACCAGUGGCUGAUUUCACUUUCAUUCAAUGAAUACAUCGCAUGUUUCUCCAACAGGCAGGCGCAGACGACUGGGUGGGUUUGGGGUGGCACAGACCGCCUGUUUAGGGUUAUGGCCAUGCAACAGCAAGAAGUUAUUCGUAACCUCACUAUUAACGAUAUCAAUCGCGGUGCAACUGAGUCGACAGUCAAUACUGCCUUUCUAUCUUUCUUGAAUGCCAUCUCAGACUUGGGCCCGCAGCCUGCUCAACGCCUAUGGAUCCUCGCACCCAAGAAGCUUGUAGCGGACUUCAGCACACCGCAGCGCGAAAGAAGACUUGUGGCCUACAUAGAUGGACAGCUGGAAGAUGUCGUUCUACUCAAACCUCAAGCCCAAGACGCCCAGGCUGCCAACGCGGCUAACCAGCCAAACCAGUAUCUCCCGCAAGCUGGCAGAAUAAUCGCCUGGAUAAAGAGCUUUCCCGCGGCAGCGGGGGCUGCUGAUUCACGAGUACUCUUGUCCAAGCACGGUACCGAGCUCUAUAUCAGUGUCUCUAGUUAUGAUGAUGGGUGGUUGAGGUACAUGCAGGGGGCGAGGGGGGAGGGGGCCGGGCUAUCUCUCCAGAGCUGGGUUCGCGAACAUGCGCCGUUUUGGCCCCUGGGACACAUGCCGGCCAAACGACAUGAGGAACUAUACCCUGAUCAUUAUCGCACUUUUAUGGAUUUAACUUAG
Molecule: messenger RNA, 897 nt
Organism: Aspergillus costaricaensis CBS 115574
Lineage: Eukaryota; Fungi; Ascomycota; Eurotiomycetes; Eurotiales; Aspergillaceae
Exons: 2
Source: RefSeq, a predicted model, not a curated record